AUGGAGAUGGACGAAGUUGAGGAAGCACCAGUUGAAAUGGAAGCAGACUUGGAAAUGGAGGUAGAUCGACCUUCGGGGAUCCCACCGCCAAGGAAACUCGGCAAGCGUGGAUGGUGGCUGCAACCGGUUCACUUGCAGAAUCCGCUGGUGAUACACGUGGAGGCAUCGCUGCUGGAGUCCAUCUUCGGCCCCAACAUGGUUCUCCUCAAGCUCUUCGAGAGAGUAAACGAGACACUUCUGGACGUGAAAGUGGAAGACCCUUUGGGCGACGCUGAGAUCACCAUCAUCGGGCGCCCAUGGCACAGAAAACGGGCCGAGUGGCUACUGCAGGCCAUGGCCGGCAUUCAUCGUCACAGCCGCUUCAAAGGCCCUCGCCCUUACCCUGCUGUACUCAUUACAGGCGAUGAGGUGGUGUCACUGGAACAAGCCAUGAGCAUGCUGGAAGUGCACCCGGAGUCUGGCGAAAACUGA
Chrysochloris asiatica (Cape golden mole) is the source of this 471-nucleotide messenger RNA. RefSeq names its product oocyte expressed protein (gene OOEP). Gene Ontology annotation, cellular component: protein-containing complex; apical cortex. Gene Ontology annotation, molecular function: RNA binding. The record is from RefSeq and is a predicted model, not a curated record. Bases 1 to 471 code for a protein of 156 amino acids. NCBI's taxonomy places the organism in Eukaryota, Metazoa, Chordata, Mammalia, Afrosoricida, Chrysochloridae. The transcript is spliced from 3 exons.